Thyridium curvatum is the source of this 651-nucleotide messenger RNA. RefSeq lists its product as uncharacterized. NCBI's taxonomy places the organism in Eukaryota, Fungi, Ascomycota, Sordariomycetes, Thyridiales, Thyridiaceae. The transcript is spliced from 2 exons. Bases 1 to 651 code for a protein of 216 amino acids. The record is from RefSeq and is a predicted model, not a curated record. Gene Ontology annotation, biological process: transmembrane transport. Gene Ontology annotation, molecular function: transmembrane transporter activity.
AUGCUGGUCCUUUUGCCAAUCGUUCUCUUCCUAUCUCUUUACAUGGCAACAUUAUACGGCUACCAAUACCUGAUGUUCACCACGUUUCCCCGCGUCUUUACGGGCCAAUACGGAUUCUCGAACAGCGAUGUCGGGCUAGUGUACCUCGGAAUUGGGGUAGGGUUCUUGAUCGCCUUGGGCUUCACCGGCAUCCUCUCCGACCGGCUCGUCGUGCGAUUGACGAAACGCAACGGUGAUGUGGCUAAACCUGAGUAUCGGCUCCCUAUCAUGUUUGUGGGCGCAGUUCUUGCCCCGAUCGGGUUGUUCCUGUACGGCUGGUCUGCACAGCAGAGACUGCAUUGGAUAGUGCCCAUUAUUGGCUCUGCAUUCCUUGGCGCCGCCUCAUUCACUGUCAUUAUGCCAUCCCUGGCUUAUAUAAUUGACGCAUACACCCCAUACGCUGCUUCAGCAACUGCGGCUGCUAUCAUAUCUCGAUCGCUGCUUGGAGCAAUUCUUCCACUUGCUGGGAACAGCAUGUAUAAUGCACUUGGUAUUGGCUGGGGAACGUCGCUUUUGGGAUUCAUCUCGAUUGCUUUCCUUCCAGUCCCGUUGAUGUUCUGGAAAUUUGGAGAGAGGACCAGAAGAAGCAGGGCUUCCCAGGUUCGACUUUGA